GUCCUGGUCAAAGGGAACAGAACCACUCCCGGGGGGAUCGCCACAGGGGUACUGUCAUCCUCUUCGAGUCUCACCACAUCUUUCAGUUUUAACGGCUGCACUGUCGGUGAUGAGAGUGAGUCUGGUUUGGACACCUGUUGUGGCAUAUCCUCAUCGUCAAGUAGUAUGUCCGCAUGAUGAAGCCUGUGCCGAGAAGGGGGCGGGGCAGGCGGCUUCCGCGGGGCCAGUUCCAGGUCUUGUUUGUGGUUGGGCAGCAACUGUGAAGAAUGAGACUGCUGCAUGUCUGCAGGGAGCAGUUGUCGACAGGGGGCUUCUUGAAUUUGUGGUUGAGAGGCACCCUCAAGCACUGUUUCCAUGUCCACAUCAUCUGGGGCGGGCUGACAUUUUUGCGCCACUUCAUCUUGCGGGGGUCCGGAGGUAUCCAUGUGCUGCGGACCUUCCCCCAGCAGCAGCGGUGCAGCAGAAUGGAUGUGUUGGCAUUUUUGCGGCACUUCAUCUUGCUGGGGUCCGGAGGUAUCCAUCUGCUGCGGACCUUUCCCCAGCAACUACGGUGCAGCUGAAUGGAUGUGUUGGGGAUCAUCCCCUUCGUGCUGUAGCACCCGCACUAGUUGUGAAGGGUCAUGUUGGCUCUGAAGCGGCAGGGCUGUACAGGAAUAAUGUUGGGGACCGGGCAGGCUCUGAUGUUGUUGUUGCAUCUACAUCGUCGUCUGUCUCUCAAGUUCCUGGUGCCAGUAGGCCUGCAACUGUUGUUGCUGCUGGUGCAAUAUCUCUUGUUGCUGCUGGCAGAGCUGCUGCUGCCACUGCAACUGGAGAUGUUGUAUCGUUUGCUGUUGGUGCACCAAGAGUUGUUGUCGGUUUUGUCUCUGGUGUUGGGCCAGCUGAGCGUGCAGUAGCAUCCCCAGUUGGUCGUCGAAGGAGCUCUGCUGCAGCAACUGUUGCUGCUGCAGCUGCGGUUGUGGCUCCUGGGGUAUUUGCAACGGCAAGCAGUCUCGGCUGUGUUGUAGCAGUUCAAACUGCCGGCCUUGCAUAACUUGUGGCAUUUGGUCGGGAGGCGGUUGCAGCAGCUCAUGCU
Molecule: messenger RNA, 1072 nt
Organism: Chara braunii
Lineage: Eukaryota; Viridiplantae; Streptophyta; Charophyceae; Charales; Characeae
Source: the annotation of a GenBank genome assembly